Molecule: messenger RNA, 150 nt
Organism: Paramecium tetraurelia
Lineage: Eukaryota; Ciliophora; Oligohymenophorea; Peniculida; Parameciidae
Exons: 2
Source: RefSeq, a predicted model, not a curated record
AUGUUCAACGAAUUUGAAUUUACAUUGAUAAAUUUGUUGAAUGUAAAAGAGUUUUUGGAAUUCCUGUAAGAAUCUGGAUUGGACAUAAAAAUUCAUAAGAAUAGAAUGGAGAACUUGAAAAUGUGGAAUGUUUCAUAAUAAUCAAAAUGA